Molecule: messenger RNA, 1608 nt
Organism: Metarhizium brunneum ARSEF 3297
Lineage: Eukaryota; Fungi; Ascomycota; Sordariomycetes; Hypocreales; Clavicipitaceae
Gene: helB1
Product: Cytochrome P450 monooxygenase helB1
Molecular function (GO): monooxygenase activity; oxidoreductase activity, acting on paired donors, with incorporation or reduction of molecular oxygen; heme binding
Source: RefSeq, a predicted model, not a curated record
AUGUCAUCGCGUCUUGGUACAUCCAUGGGCCUUGAGGUUCUUUUACUGAGGCUCCAGGGUACCUGCAACGAGCAGCCCCUUCUCGUGGCAUCGUCUUUGGUGGCCGGCCUCGCCAUCACCUGGCUCGCCUGGCGUCUAGCCUGGGCUCUGCUACUGUCUCCGUUGCGAAAAGUACCGGGUCCUUUUUUGGCACGCCUCACUUCCAAUCGCGGCGACAUCAAUAACUUCUCCGGUGCUGUUGCGCUGCAGGCCCAGAAAGACACGGCCCGAUACGGUCCCGUAUAUGUUUUCAAACCCAAUGCUGUCUGCAUUUCGCACCCGGACGAUGUUCGUGCCGUUCUGGGGUCCGACGACUUCUGCAAGGCCGAGUUCUUCGACAUUUUCAACGAUGGCAGAGUCCAGAAUAUCGUGUCGCAGCGAGACCCGGCCUUGGCUCGCAUGCGCAGGCGGCAGAUUGGACCUUUUCUCAACUAUGCAUAUCUCACCCGUAUGGAGCCCGUCAUUCAACGCCAUGGCUAUCUGGCCAUCCGCUCCAAGUGGGAUCGCCGUAUCAUGGAGACCAAGACGGACAAAGACGAGCCAGUCGAGGUCAACUACCGCCACGACACGCAGCUGGCCACCUUUGACAUCAUGAGCGCGCUGGCCUUUGGCAGAGAUCCCGAUUCCAUAUCCAAGGGCUCAUCCUCCAUCAGCGAGUCGGCGGCUGUCAUCAUGGACAUUCUCGACUACUCGCUCGUGCUGGGUCUGCUGUCCCUGUUGCCCUUCUCUCUCAUCAUGCGACCAUGGAAGACCAUGUACCGUGAGCUUGCCGCCUACAGCAAGACUUCUGCCCAGAUGCGCAAGGAGCACCUCGCCAACGGCGGCGAGCCCCCGGCCGACAUGCUUCAAGCCUUUAUCGAAGCCGAGGACCCGGAUUCCAAGAUCAAAAUGACCCCCUCCGAGAUCCAGGCCGAGUGCAUCAUGAUGAUGCUCGCCGGCAGCGAGACGACAUCGUCCGCCAUCAUGUGGACCAUUCAUUUAUUGCUUCUGCACCCGGACAUGCUGAAGCGCGUGACCGAGGAGAUCCGCAGUGCCUUUGGACCCCGUCACUUGAUUUCCCACAAGGACGUCUUGACAAAAUUGCCCUUCUUUGAGGCCUGCGUGUACGAGUCACUGCGCGUGUCGCCCACGACCGCCGGUCUGACACCCAGAGUGUCGCACAAACGAGGCAUCGUGCUGCACGGGGGCUAUUACAUCCCACCUGGCACGGAGCUCUAUGUGAAUCUGCGGUCCGUCAAUAUGGAUGACGAGUUUUGGCACGAGCCGCAGCGCUUCAGGCCCGAUCGAUUCGUCAACUGCGACGCGGCCAAGAAAAACCUCUUCACCUUCUCCUAUGGUCCUCGUAACUGCAUCGGAAGAAAUCUGGCGUGGGUGGAAAUGCUGACCAUUACGGCGAAUAUUUUCAAAGAUUAUGACCUUGCCUUGACGCCGGACAGCAGGUACGGGCCAGACAAUGUGGAUGAGAAUGGUGUUCCGCACUUGUUGCCGGCAAAGUGCUUUAUUGCGUCGUUUCCGUCCAAGCCAGAUCGCGAUUGUCGCAUGUUGAUAUCACGACCGGCGCUGGGCUAG